This is a messenger RNA of Humulus lupulus (European hop), 407 nucleotides long. Its product is annotated as ubiquitin carboxyl-terminal hydrolase 9-like. The coding region runs from base 15 to 374 and encodes 119 amino acids. The record is from RefSeq and is a predicted model, not a curated record. Lineage: Eukaryota; Viridiplantae; Streptophyta; Magnoliopsida; Rosales; Cannabaceae. The transcript has 2 exons.
UCCAAUUAAGGAGGAUGACCACUUAUAGUCUUUCUAAAAACGUCGUGGGAAGAUCCAGAGUUGAAAUAAUUCAUCAACCACAUGAAAAGUGCCCGUCAGACAGUGUUAAGGGUUGUCAGGGAAAGCUUAUCGGUACCCCUUUUGUUACUUAUUUAAAAGAGCCAAUAUGUGGAGCCAAUGUUGAAGCCGCUGUUACUAGAUUGUUGUCACCUUUGAAGAGAACACGUCCUUCAGUUAAGCUCCAGAAUGGUAAGGAAAAUGGAUUUGAAAAAGAGGUUAUUGAAGAACCAUCAAACAGCUACAAUUCUAAGAACCUAUCAAUGGAUGAUGCAGAAGUAGAGGAAAAAUCCAGCGAAGCGUUAUUUCUGUGUUGAAAGUAGUAAAUUUUAGAUUCCUAGAAUACUUAA